CGGAGGCUGGGUUCUGAGCCCAGAGACUCAUGGGAGGUCGAAGAGGAGUAUAUCGCGGUGCCUCCUGGGAAAUGUAGUCCAGAAGCUCGUGUUUUCCCCAAAGUGAGCAGUUUUCGGAGGGCUAUGACAUGCAAAUUGUAUUUUCCUGCUUCUCAGGAAGGUGAGAAGAGACAGAAGAGCGUCUUCCUCACUCUCGAUCAGGGGCAAAGACGGAGAGAGAGAAGAAAAAGAAAAACCACAAACUUCCUUUGAAAGCCAGUUUGUAGGCAGGGCCUGGAGCGCACGCCGGAGGCUCGGCCACUCGGGAAUCCUGAAGACUCUGGGAAGCCGGGGGGGACCGCCUGGGCUGCGCCCUGCUUGUCCUCGCCCCCGACCCUGCUCCAGCGCCCCCGGUGUUGGGCGUGAGUCCGGAAGUGGCCGCGACCCAGGCUGCACGCCGCGAGAGUAAAGCCGUGUCAAGCCGCGUAAGCUCCGGGGCUGACAGCUGGGAGGCAGCUGGCGCAGUCGGCGCCUCUCAACGAUGUCCCCACCUCCCGUGUAGAACCGCCAGAGUUGAGUUCUCUCCCAGUCCCGGAACCUCAUCCACCCCUUUGAGGGAAGAAGCCUGUUCCACCCAGUAUCUUCCAUCCUUUCCAAGCCUGGAAAUGCAAGUCCAAUUAGUCACAUCUGGUUACAGCAAAUCAGAGGUGGAAUGAGCUGAAGCCUGUUUAUACACGCUCAGAAAAACUUAAUCUGGAGCUAGAGUGGCCUAUACUGUUCACAUUGACUUUUUUUGUUUCCUUUGCUCUGUAAUUCAAUGGCCUUAUUGGCCAGGUCUCUCUUCUGCACACUAGAAUAGCUCUAGGCAAGGUCUCUGAGGUCACAGAAUACUUAAUUCCCCUCAGCUGACUCUAUACCCACUAUGGAACAACCUCAGGCUGAGUGCCCAGCCCCUAGUAAGGCCAAUAGUGCAGAAACAGUUGAAUCUGAAAAACAUGAGGCCCUGUCUGGACCAGAGAAGCAUCCUCAGGACGAGGACAGUACAGAUGCUGGACCAGAGAAGCAUCCUCAGGACAAGAACAGUGCAGCUGCUGAUGGGGCAGCUGGAGAACAGGAGCCAGGAGACCAAACUUUGCCACCAGCCCAGGAUGGGGAAAAUCUUGAGUGUCCUCCUCCUGAAGCUAGCCCAAGUCCUUCUGGACCACCUUGUGGGAUUUCAUCUGAGGUAAAGACAACAGAGGCAUGUUCCAGGCCACAGGAGCUUCCCCAGUCCCCCAGGAUCCAACAGCCUGAUUUAGAUUUCUACUGUGUCAAGUGGAUCCCUUGGAAGGGAGAACGGACCCCCAUCAUCACCCAGAGCAGCAAUGGUCCUUGUCCUCUCCUGGCCAUCAUGAACAUCCUCUUUCUUCAGUGGAAGGUGAAGCUGCCUCCUCAGAAGGAAGUAAUCACAUCAGAUGAGCUCCUCACACAUCUUGGAAACUGCCUUCUGUCCAUCAAACCGCAAGAGAAAUCUGAGGGCCUUCAACUUAACUUUCAGCAGAAUGUAGACGAUGCAAUGACGGUGCUUCCUAAACUGGCCACAGGUCUGGACGUCAAUGUGCGGUUCACGGGCGUCUCAGACUUUGAGUACACACCGGAGUGCAGCAUCUUUGACUUGCUGGGGAUACCUCUAUACCACGGCUGGCUUGUGGAUCCACAGAGUCCUGAGGCUGUGAGUGCUGUUGGGAAACUGAGUUACAACCAGCUGGUAGAGAAGAUAAUCACCUGUAAACACUCUAGUGACUCCAACCUUGUAACAGAAGGCUUGAUUGCGGAGCAGUUCCUGGAGACCACUGCAGCACAGCUGACCUACCAUGGGCUAUGCGAGCUCACGGCAGCUGCUAAGGAAGAUGAACUUAGUGUCUUUUUUCGAAACAACCACUUUAGCACGAUGACUAAGCACAAGAGUCAUCUGUACCUACUGGUCACUGACCAAGGUUUUCUACAGGAGGAGCAGGUGGUGUGGGAGAGCUUGCACAACGUAGAUGGUGACAGCUGCUUUUGUGACUCUGACUUCCACCUAAGUCAUUCCCUAGGCAAAAGCCAUGGAGCAGAAGGUGGGAGUGGUUCUCCAGAAAAGCAGCUGCAGGUGGACCAGGACUACCUUAUUGCCUUAUCCCUGCAGCAGCAGCAGCCGCAAGGCAUGCUGGGCCUUAGUGACCUGGAACUGGCCCAACAGCUUCAACAGGAAGAGUAUCAACAACAGCAAGCAGUUCAACCUGUGCGAACAAGGGCGCCAUCGCCCCAGGGGAGAGGAGCCACAUCCGGACGCCCAGCUGGAGAGCGGCGACAGAGGUCAAAGACUGAGUCAGACUGUGUUCUGCUCUGACUCCGCCCCAUACAACCUACCCCUUCUUUCAGAGGCUGUGACUCACAGGACCCCACCCCACCUCAAUCUCUGAGGCAUACAGGGUAACCUAUAUGCACUGUUGGCGAUCAGAACAGAUAGUAGGUGCCAAGGUCAGACUUGGUGCCAUCUUUGCCCCUGUGUUGCUGUCUUCUCUUCUACUCAUCCAGGGCCACAUGGGUGUGGGUUGGGUGAAGACCUCCCGUGCCCAGCCCCCUUUCUGGAAUAGUCACAUGGAUAUACAGACCCAGGCUGCUAGGUGAGGCACCUAUCUGGAAAGCAUCUCUCCUGUGUCCCUGCCUGUCUGGUUGCUCCCAGGCUAACCCACAGGCCUGUCUUUGUUUUAGGGUUUGGUUUGGGUUUCUACCUUUAUUGUUUUCAAUGCCUUCCUAGGGGGUUGGAAAUAAAACUUCUUUCAUGAGA
Molecule: messenger RNA, 2788 nt
Organism: Arvicanthis niloticus (Nile rat)
Lineage: Eukaryota; Metazoa; Chordata; Mammalia; Rodentia; Muridae
Source: RefSeq, a predicted model, not a curated record